AUGCUGGAAAGUCUUGGUACACAAAUAGAAAAAGAUGGAUUGCUAGAUAAGUGCAGAAGACCAGAAAAUAAUGCUGUAUGCACUGAAGAAUGGUCCUCUCUUACCAAGAGGGUUUUGGAGGUCCUUCCAUAUACUCUUACUACUGGUCAACAACAUGCUGUUUCAGAAAUUAUUUGGGAUCUAAAAAGGCCAGUUCCAAUGAAUCGGCUUCUUCAGGGCGAUGUUGGAUGUGGAAAAACUGUUGUAGCUUUUCUUGCAUGCAUGGAGGUUAUUGGCUCUGGUUAUCAGGCUGCUUUCAUGGUUCCAACUGAGUUGCUUGCAAUCCAGCAUUAUGAACAUUUGCUUAAAUUGCUCGAAAACUUGGAAAACUUGGAUGACAGCGUAUGCAAGCCAACUGUUGCUCUACUCACUGGUUCAACCCCACUAAAACAAUCACGGAUGAUUCGUAAGGGUAUCCAAACUGGAGAAAUCUCAAUGGUCAUAGGAACCCACAGUUUGAUAGCAGAAAGUGUGGAAUUUUUAGCCUUACGUAUUGCUGUGGUGGAUGAACAGCAUCGCUUUGGUGUGAUUCAAAGAGGAAGAUUUAACAGUAAGUUAUACUAUGCAUCUUCAAAUUCAAACAUGGAAGAGGCCAUCACAGAUGAUUCCUCAAAAAGUGAUGCUUAUAUGGCUCCACAUGUUCUUGCAAUGUCUGCUACUCCCAUUCCAAGAACACUUGCACUUGCUUUAUAUGGUGACAUGUCUAUGACACAGAUAACUGACUUACCUCCUGGAAGAAUUCCUGUUCAAACAUUUACCAUUGAAGGAAAUGACAAAGGAUUUGAGGAUGUCUACAAGAUGAUGUUGGAUGAGUUGGAAGAUGGAGGAAAAGUUUUUCUUGUCUACCCAAUUAUUGAACUUUCUGAGCAGUUACCUCAGCUUCGUGCUGCCUCUGCAGAUUUUGAAGUUAUAUCACACCGAUUUCAAGGAUAUAAUUGUGGCUUAUUACAUGGAAAAAUGAAAAGUGAAGAAAAAGAAGAAACGUUAAGAAAGUUUAGAAAUGGAGAAAUUCAUAUAUUACUUGCCACUCAAGUAAUUGAGAUUGGUGUUGAUGUUCCAGAUGCAUCUAUGAUGGUUGUGUUGAACUCUGAGAGGUUUGGAAUUGCCCAACUACACCAACUUAGAGGACGAGUUGGACGUGGUAUAAGGCAAUCAAAAUGUAUACUAGUAACAUCAACUGCCAGUAGCCUAAAUCGUUUGAAGGUAUUAGAACAAUCAUCAGAUGGAUUUUAUCUUGCUAAUAUGGACCUUCUAUUAAGGGGACCUGGUGACUUGCUUGGAAAGAAACAAUCUGGACAUCUUCCUGAGUUUCCUAUUGCAAGAUUGGAAGUUGAUGGAAACAUUUUACAAGACGCUCAUGUUGCCGCACUGAAAGUAUUAAGUGUCUCCCAUGAUUUGGAGCAAUUUCCUGCACUAAAACUGGAGCUUAACAUAAGACAUCCACUUUGCCUACUAGGUGACUGA
Messenger RNA from Sphenostylis stenocarpa, 1503 nucleotides. NCBI's taxonomy places the organism in Eukaryota, Viridiplantae, Streptophyta, Magnoliopsida, Fabales, Fabaceae. The record is from the annotation of a GenBank genome assembly.